Messenger RNA from Spodoptera littoralis (African cotton leafworm), 2943 nucleotides. NCBI's taxonomy places the organism in Eukaryota, Metazoa, Arthropoda, Insecta, Lepidoptera, Noctuidae. The record is from the annotation of a GenBank genome assembly.
AUGCUGGGCGAGCUCAACUGGAUCUUCACGGCCAUCACGGACACCAUCGCCUGGAGCUCGCUGUCGCCGGAGCUGUUCCAGCAGCUGUUCCGCGCGGACCUGCUGACGGCGUCGCUGUGCCGCAACUUCCUGCUGGCGGACCGCAUCCUGCGCUCGUACAACUGCACGCCCGUGUCGGCGCCCGCGCUGCCGUCGCUGGCGGCGCACCCGCUGUGGGCGGCCUGGGAGCACACGCUGGACCUGGCGCUGGCGCAGCUGCCGCGCCUGCACGGGCCCGAGCCGGCCGAGUACACGCACUCGCCCUUCUUCCGCGACCAGCUCACGGCCUUCCAGGUGUGGCUGGAGCUGGGCAAGUGGCGCGUGUCGCGCGCGGCGCCGGCGCAGCUGCCGAUGGUGCUGCAGGUGCUGCUGAGCACGCUGCACCGCGUGCGCGCGCUGCGCCUGCUGUGCCGCUUCCUGGCGCUGGGCGCCUGGGCGGCGCGCGCCGUGCUCAACGUCGGCAUCUUCCCCUACAUGCUCAAGCUGCUGCAGGCCUCCGCGCCGGACCUGCGCCCCUCCAUGGUCUACAUCUGGGCGAAGAUCAUCGCCGUCGACCCUAGCUGCCAAGUGGACCUGGUCAAUGCUAAAGGACACAAGUAUUUUCUGUCAGUUUUGCAAGAUCCAUCAGUUGACAGUGAGCACAGAACCCUGGCGGCGUACGUGCUGGCGGGCAUCGUCGACAACUACCCGGCCGGGCAAGAGGCCGCGCUGCAGGGCUCGAUGAUCUCCAUCUGCCUGGAGCAGCUGAACGACGGCUGCGCGCGCCUGGCGCUGUGGGCGUGCGUGUGCCUGGGCCGGCUGUGGCGCCAGUUCGACGCGGCGCGCUGGGCCGGCGUGCGCGACCUGGCGCACGAGAAGCUGUUCCCGCUGCUCAGCCGGCGCCAGCCCGAGCUGCGCGCCGCCUGCGCCUUCGCGCUGGGCAGCUUCGUGGCGGCCGGCGCGGCGCGCACCGAGCACGCCAACGCGCUGGACCAGCAGGUCGGCCUGCAGCUGGCCGCGCGCCUGCCCGCCGACGCCUCGCCGCUCGUGCGCCAGGAGAUCCUCGCCGCUAUACAAUGGAUGGUGUUGAUAUUUGAGCAACACUUUAUCGCGGUGUACAUCCAGGAGAGAGUGCGCAAGAGUGACAGGGAGGCGGGCCGCGGCGGCCGCGUGGACCAGGGCUGGGACGCGCUCUCCGACACUCGCAACGUGCACCACCACCACGCACUGGCGCGCCACGCAGCCGCACUCGCGCUGCCCUCCAUCGGUAACUGUCCCACCUCUACCCCCCACCCCCACCACCACGCACUGGCGCGCCACGCAGCCGCACUCGCGCUGCCCUCCAUCGGAUUCGGCUCGGUAUACAUGAAGCUGUGGAACAUCCUUACCAUGAUGUCGCGGGAGCCGCACCCGCAGGUUUCACAGAUGGCCAACGAAAUUAUUAACUACAUUGCCAAUCAGGUGGACAGCGUGGGGCGCGAGCUGGAGCUGUCGCGGCGCGAGCCGGCGUCGCUGCCGCCGUCGCCGGGCGCGCGGGCCCCCGCGUCGCCGGCGCCGGCGUCCCGCCGCGCCGCGCGCCUGCCGCACGCCGCCUCCGAGGACUCCGUGCCGCACCGCGACCGGGACUCCACCUCGUCCAACUCUAGUCAGCCGGUGAAGAAAGCCAUAGUGACGACGCAGUUCGUGGAGUGGGCGGCGGCGCAGUUCGCGCGCGCGGAGGGCGGCGAGGGCGCGGAGGACGUGGAGAGCCGCGCGCAGCACGAGCGCGCGUGGCGCGCCGCACGCAACCAUCGCCUGCGCGCGCACGCUCAAGGGCUGAGCGCGGCGCGCGUCCCGCGGCUGGAGACGGCGGCGUUCCACUCGCGCUGCCCGCUGCCGGCCGGCGUGCUGCAGUUCCACCCCUUCGAGCAGCACGCCGCCGUGGCCUUCCGCCACAACUUCGGCGUGUGGGACUGGGGCACGGCCGCCAAGCUCUGCGUGGGCGCCUGGCAGCCCGCCUGGGGCCGCAUCACGGCGCUGGCCUACCUCAACGCGCACGCGCACGCGCUGCUGGCCGUGGCGGGCCACACGGGCCAGCUGGCCGUGUACCGGCCCGGCGCCGGCGCCGCGCAGCCCGCGUUGCUGGCGGCCUGGCGCGCGCUCGACACCAGCGCCGCGCCCGCCGCCGCCGACUACCGCCCGCCGCCCGCGCAGGCCGUCUACAGUCUGGCGCAGUUGGUGUCGGAACAGUUCGCUUCGUCUGAGGACCGGCAGGCCAGCAACCGGACCAAGCAGGACGCCAGCCUGGGCGCGGCGUACCCCGCGCCGCCCGGCACGCUGCUACGCUGGUGCGGCGUGCGGCGCUCGCUGGCGCUGGCCGGCCGCUCGGCGCGCCUGCGGCUCUGGGACGCCGAGGCCGAGCUGCUGCAGGCCGACAUCCCCACCGAGAGCGACGCCGCCGCCACCGCGCUGUGGCGCGCCGACGACCUGCUGCUGGCCGGCUUCGGCGACGGCAGCGUGCGCGCCUGGGACGGCCGCGGCGCGCGCGCGCCCGCCUGGCGCCUGGCGCCGCACGCCGCGCCCGUGCUGGCCGCCGCGCACCGCGCCGACCGCUGGCUGCUGCUCACGGGCGCCAGCGACGGCGAGCUGCGCGUCUACGACACGCGCAAGAUGGCGCCGCUGGAGCAGCUGCGCGCGCCGGCGCCGCUGGCCGCCAUCGACGUGCACCCGCUGUGCGACCUGGUGGCGUGUGGCUCGGUCAACCAGAGCAUCAGCAUCUACGACCUCAAGGGCACGCCGCUGAACACGAUCAAGUUCCACGAGGGCUUCAUGGGCGCGCGCAUCGGGCCGGUGUCGUGCCUGGCCUUCCACCCGCUGCGCUGCGCGCUGGGCGUGGGCUCGAAGGACUCGACGGUGUCGGUGUACGUGGCGGAGGCGCGGCGGUGA